This is a messenger RNA of Helobdella robusta, 213 nucleotides long. RefSeq lists its product as hypothetical. Gene Ontology annotation, cellular component: cytosolic large ribosomal subunit; ribosome. Gene Ontology annotation, molecular function: RNA binding; structural constituent of ribosome. The coding region runs from base 1 to 213 and encodes 70 amino acids. Lineage: Eukaryota; Metazoa; Annelida; Clitellata; Rhynchobdellida; Glossiphoniidae. The record is from RefSeq and is a predicted model, not a curated record. Gene Ontology annotation, biological process: translation. The transcript has a single exon.
AUGGGUAUCGACAUUUGUCACAAACAUGACAGGAAGGUUCACCGUAAGGAACCCAAGACUGACGAUAUUUACUUACGAUAUUUAGUCAAGUUGUACAAAUUUUUGGCAAGAAGGACAAAUGCCAAAUUCAAUCAAAUUGUCUUCAAGCGUCUGAUCAUGAGUCGAGCACCAACAAGCCACCUCUCUCUCUGUCAAGAUUGUCACGCCACAUGA